AUGGCUUCCUCAUCAAAUUCAGAAGCUCCGGAAGUGGUCUCCUUCAGCACAAUGGACGAAAAAGAUCCAACACUAAUCGGUGUUCACUGCCAAUACGAAUAUUGCAAUCAACUUGACUUCCUCCCAUUUCGUUGCGAAUCAUGUCGCGGCACAUUUUGCCUCGAUCAUCGAACAGAAUCCAGUCACCACUGUUCACGUCCUGGAGAAUGGGCAACCAAACGCCGGCUUGCUAAUCUGUCUAAACAUUCUUUGGGCGAGGGAAAAAUGAUGGCAGAUGUAGAACAGCCAUGCGCGUCACCGACUUGUAAGACUACAAUUGGAACGAGUUUAUCGACAGGUGUACAUUGUUCCAUAUGCAACCGAGACUACUGUCUCAAACAUCGGUUACGAGAAGACCAUGAUUGUAAACACCUUAUACCGAUCGGUGCAAGAGUUGGCAGGUUCAACGAACAGCAAGCAACCGCUAAAUUGGCCUUUGGAAAGCUGAGGGCUUGGGGAGCGGCACAAAAAGCAAAAGUUGCCACGUCUCGAGUCCUUCCAGAACCGAAGCCUUCAUCCGCAGCUGCAAGGUUAGUAGCCGUGAACCAACUUAAAAAGACGGCGAAAGGGGAUGCAAAGGUACCUCCAGAAAAGAGAGUAUAUAUAUACGUGGAUGCGGAAGCUGCGACAACAACUUCGAAAUUUCCUAGCGGUGCCUUCUUUUACUCGAAAGAUUGGGUAAUGGGCCGAGUUUUAGACGCAGCGGCCAAAGGGCUUCAGAUAGAAAAUAUCAAUAAUCAAGGAACCGACGAAAAAGCGAAGCUUAGAAUCUUUCAUGUCGAAGCUGGCAGAUUGUUGGAGUUCAAUGAGAAGGUUGGUGAAGCUUUGGCCAGUGGCAAUCGUAUAGUGCUGCUGAGGGGUGUGGGACCCGCUGUGCCUGAUCUUAUUGAGGUCUGA
Molecule: messenger RNA, 936 nt
Organism: Sclerotinia borealis F-4128
Lineage: Eukaryota; Fungi; Ascomycota; Leotiomycetes; Helotiales; Sclerotiniaceae
Source: the annotation of a GenBank genome assembly